CCUUAGCACACACCAGACCCCUUCUCUCAUGACUGGAAAACUCUCCAACCACCUCAUCCACCACUGAGUGCAAACGACACACAGAGGAUAAUGUUACCCUGUUCAAACUUUGCUGUGGUCCUCUGUCUCCUGCAAGUGCUCCUCAUUACUGCUGACAUAGACAGCGGCUCCUUCCUGAUCUUCAAUGAGAACCACAACAAGUGCAUAAAGGUUGAGAGUGCCACCUCCCUGACGGUGGCCGUUUGUGAUCCUCACGCCAAAGAGCAGCAGUUUCGUUGGGCAUCGGAAUCGCGCAUCCUCAGUCUGUCCCUCAAGCUUUGUCUGGGGGCCACAGAGAUUAAAGACUGGGUGAAGGUGGUCCUCUUUGAUUGUGAUGAGAAUAGCGAGCUCCAACAUUGGCAGUGCAAGAAUGAGACCCUCUUUGGCCUAAAAGACCAGGACCUGCAUUUAAACUGGGGCAACCGCAAUGAGAGGAACAUAAUGAUCUACAAAGGCUCAGGGUUGUGGAGUCGCUGGAGGAUAUUUGGCACCCGGGGUGACCUUUGUUCAAAGGGGUAUCAAGAGAUUUUCACAAUAGGGGGCAAUGCCUUCGGAGGUCCUUGUCAGUUCCCAUUUCGGUUUAUGGAGAAGUGGUACGCUGAAUGCACAAAGGUCGGUCGCUCAGAUGGACAGCUGUGGUGUGCAACAGAGAGAGAUUACGAUAAGGAGAAAAAGUGGGGCUUCUGUCCCACCAAAUCAUCCUCAGGUUGGGACACUGACCCGGUCACAGGGGUUCAGUAUCAGAGGAACACACAGUCAGUGUUGACCUGGCAUCAGGCAAGAAAGAGCUGCCAGCAGCAGGGAGCCGACCUCCUCAGCAUUGUAGAGCUACAUGAACAGUCAUACAUCUCAGGGUUGACUAAUACCUUGGGGACAUCUCUGUGGAUUGGACUGAACAGCUUGGACUUUGAGAGUGGAUGGCAGUGGAGCAACGGAAACCCAUUCAGAUAUCUAAACUGGGCCCCAGGUCAUCCCUCAUCAGAGCCAGGGCUUACCUGCGCAACUCUAAACGCUGGAAAAGCCUCAAAAUGGGAGAGCAGCGCCUGCACCAAGAAACUUGGUUACAUUUGUCGCAAAGGGAACUCCACCAGUCUGCCCCCACCACCGAACAAAAACCAGCCCAGCUUCUGCCCCAGUCACUGGGUUCCAUACGCAGGUAACUGUUACUACCUGGAGAGGAGCAAGAAGAUGUGGAGGGAUGCUUUGGCUGCGUGCCGCACACAGGGUGGCGAUCUGGCCAGCAUACACAAUAUAGAAGAGCAGAGCUUCGUAAUAUCUCAAUCUGGAUACUUGCCGACAGAUGUGCUCUGGGUCGGCUUGAAUGAUCAGAGGAACCAGAUGCUGUUUGAAUGGUCUGAUCACUCCCAGGUUACCUUCGCCCAGUGGCAGACUGGUGAGCCAUCUCAUGCCACCAACCACCAGGAAGACUGUGUCCUCAUCAGAGGAAAGGACGGGAAGUGGGCUGACAACAUGUGUGAGAAGACAUAUGGAUACAUCUGUAAGAAGAAGGCCUCCAUCAAACCAGGUGAAGGCGCCCAAGAGGAAGCCAACCCAGGAUGCAAGCUUGGCUCGAUCCGGUUUGGUUCUUAUUGUUACAACAUCGGAUCUGAGACAAAAACUUUUGAUGACGCAAAGCGAGCAUGUUCAGAGGCUGGUGGUAACCUGGUGGAUGUGGCUGAUAGAUAUGAGAACGCCCUCUUGGUCAGUUUAGUGGGUUUGAGACCAGAGAAGUAUUUCUGGACAGGUUUGUCCAACACAGACGACAGAUCCACUUUCAAGUGGAGCACCAGAAGAAAAGUCACAUUCACUAAUUUUAAUGUGGGCAUGCCAGACAGAAAACAAGGAUGCGUUGCCAUGACAACAGGGGUUUUUGCUGGAUUAUGGGAUGUCGUGAGCUGCAGCAACAAGGAGAAGUAUAUCUGCAAGAAACCAGCAGAGGGUGUUCACGUGACAACAGUUCCACCCACCACCCCAACCCUGAGCUGUGAGCCGGGGUGGACCCCUGCAGGCAGGAGGAACGUCUGCUACAAAUUUUACAGAAAAGCAAACAGCCUCAAGAGAACUUGGCAUGAAGCGCAGGACUUCUGCAAGGCCAUUGGUGGGGAUCUGAUGAGCAUACACAGUAUGCAGGACCUGAACAAUGCUCCGUUUCAUUCCUCUGAUCCUGCCUGGAUUGGCUUCAGCCUGGGUACCAAUAAAGGCUUUGUCUGGAGUGACGGGUCGGCUUCCGACUACGAGAACUGGGGCUUUGGUGAACCAAACAACCACAAUGAUGAUGAACACUGUGCAGAAGUCCAGUUUUACUACGGGCGGCACUGGAAUGAUCGGCACUGCGAGGCCUACAAUAACUGGGUCUGCCAGAUACGCAAAGGUGUGACUCCAAAACCUGAGCCUACCAUAAUUGUGCCAGUAUACAACACCACAGAGGAUGGCUGGCUUAUAUACAACGACACGCAGUAUUUCAUCAACACUGACAACCUGGAUAUGGAAGCUGCUCGAGCCUUCUGCAAGAAGGGCUUUGGUGACCUUGCGAUCAUCACAGGGGAGAGUGAGAGGAAGUUCAUUUGGAAACAGAUAGCGAAAGGCCCCGAUGCGCAGUACUACAUUGGCAUGACGGUGAAUUUGGAUAAAUCAUUUAGCUGGGUGGAUGGCACCCCUAUAACAUACACUGCAUGGGAACAGAAUGAGCCCAACUUCGCUAAUAAUGAUGAAAACUGUGUGACUAUAUACAAGAGCAUGGGCUACUGGAAUGAUAUUAACUGUGGCAUGGAGCUACCUUCUGUUUGCAAGAGAAGCAGUAGUUUUGUCAAUACAACUGUGGCCCCAACCGGUGUUCCUACAGGAGGAUGUGCUCCAGAGUGGCUGUCUUUUCAUGGAAAGUGCUACAAAAUUGUGGGGGAUGACAAUAAGAGCUGGCAGGAGGCCAGGAAGUACUGCAUCAACCAGGGAGGAAAUCUGGUUUCUAUCCUCAGCGAAAGAGAGCAAGCAUUCCUAACAACACAGAUGCUGAAAUACAAUGAUGAUUUCUGGAUUGGCAUGAAUGAUGUCAACUGGGAGAUGCACUUUGUGUGGACGGACGGCAAAGGCACUUCAUACACCAACUGGGCCAAAGGCCAUCCGACGACAGUGCCUGACGGACGCUAUGCGUUUAUGGAUGAGACAUUUGACUGUGUGAUUAUGGUGGGCAGCGUGUCCAAAAUAACAGGACUCUGGAAGGUGGAAGACUGCCACUCAAAACAUAGCUUCAUCUGUAAAAGAAACAUUGAUUCUCAGAUUGUAGUCCCGCCCACAACGGUGUCGCCCAAGGCUUUCUACAAACUUGGCAAUGACUCCUACAAACUGGUGACCCAGAAGAUGAGAUGGGAUGAGGCGAGGAGGCAGUGCCAAGCAGACGAUGCAGAGCUGGCCAGUAUCCUGAAUCCUGUAAGCCAGGCCUACGUCAGCUUGCAGAUUUCCAAGUACAACGAGCCCGUGUGGAUUGGCCUCAACAACAAUGUGACUGGUGGGCGGUUCAAGUGGGUUGAUAACUGGCUGUUGUCUAAUACCAAAUGGGGCACAGAUGAGCCUAAACUCAACUAUGGCUGUGUGUAUGUAGAUGUAGACAAAAAAUGGAAGACUGCACCAUGCACCAAUACCUACUAUUCCCUUUGCAAGAAGUCACCAGAUGUAGCUCCCACUGAGCCCCCACAGCUCCCCGGAAGCUGUCCAAAGAAGCGAAAACCCUGGAUACCUUUCAGAGGCCAUUGUUAUCUCUUCCUCAGCUCAAUGGUGGACAACUGGGCCCAUGCCUCGGUUGAAUGUCUGAAAAUGGGUGGUUCUCUGUUAAGCAUUGAGGACCCUCAAGAGGGUAUGUUCAUACAACAGAACCUGGAGCUUCUACAGGAUGGUGCCAAGUCCUUCUGGAUUGGCCUCUACAAGAGUCAUGAAGGUGAGUGGAUGUGGAUCGAUAACAGUGCUGUGGACUACACCAACUGGAAAACAGGGAUGCCAAAGUCAGAGUCAUGUGUGGACAUCAGUUCUGAAACUGGACAGUGGAGCACAAACAGCUGCGGCAGAUAUAGGUCUUACAUCUGCAAAACAGCCAAAGUUAUUACACCUACAGAAAAGCCACCAUCUGUUGCCCACGUCGUUAAAGAAGCUUCUACAGGGUCUGCUGGCAUCACUGUGGCUGUAGUACUAGUCGUAAUUGCCAUAGUCGGACUUGGUGCCUUCUUCCUCUUGCGCAAUCGGAUACCCAGGAUACCCACCCCCGUCUUGGGAGAAAGCACCUUUGACAACAAGUUAUACUUCACCAAUCCUCUCCGAGCUCCUGUAGACACCAAAGGUCUGGUGGCCAACAUAGAGCAGAAUGAACAAGCAUAGAAAGACAAGAGAUCGGUGGUGAUCAGAACCAUGACAAUGAUACGAUCAGAGAUUUCCAUCUUGGUUUCUGUCUUUAUGUGGGGUCACUUUAAUGGGAACUAAACCAUCUCAACCAAACCCUGUCGUGUUUUUCCACAUCAAGAAGACUGGAUCAAAGAUAAUGAUUCAUAAUUGAUUCAUAAGUAUCUUACAAUAAUUCAUACAAGCACUGGCGCUACACUAAGCGAAUUUGGGACAAGAUAAUAUGAGUGAACAAUCUUUAACGAAAUUUACAUGAUUAUGUGAUUUGUGAAAUGUGUACAGACUAUUUUUUACUUUUACCAAUCAACAUAACUAAGAGCAUUUGUAAAACAAACACUAGUUAAAAAUCAAGAAAGGUGAAGAUGUUUUAUUAAUGCAAUUAGCCAGAUUUUGGGGUUGCUUGUUAUCACUGGGGGCUUCAUGGGCUGUUCAUCAGUUUUGUCCUGGCUUACGACAUUGUAAAUAGAUGCUCAAUAAAAGAAACU
This is a messenger RNA of Chelmon rostratus (copperband butterflyfish), 4907 nucleotides long. It is a transcript of the gene mrc1a, whose product is annotated as mannose receptor, C type 1a. Lineage: Eukaryota; Metazoa; Chordata; Actinopteri; Chaetodontiformes; Chaetodontidae. The transcript has 30 exons. The coding region runs from base 91 to 4401 and encodes 1436 amino acids. The record is from RefSeq and is a predicted model, not a curated record.